ACAUGGUCUGGGAUCUUGCGGUUCUCAUCCCUUACACAAAAAUAUAAGGGCCUUACAUGUAGAUCCAACAUGGUAAUUACUAUUAUUAUUGAUAAUAUAUUUUUAUUUUGUGAAUGGGACCGCGAGGUUCCAGGAGUUUCCAAUUUUUGCUCCUUUUGGUGUGCUAUCAAGAAAGCUUUUCCUACUUUACAUAGCGUCCAUGGCUGCUGCUGCUUCCGGCGAAAGCAUUCCCUCUGUAAAUAAGGCUUGGAUCUACUCGGAUUAUGGAAAAACCUCCGAUGUGUUGAAGUUUCAUGAAAGUUUCCCAGUUCCUGAAAUAAAGGAAGAUGAGGUGCUGAUCAAGGUUGUUGCAGCUGCUCUUAAUCCAGUUGACUGCAAGAAGAUGCGUGGAGUGUUCAAAGAAUAUCACCCGCCUCUACCUAUCGUUCCAGGAUUAGAUGUAGCUGGAGUGGUGGUAAAGGUGGGAAGCCAAGUUAAGAAAUUCAAGGUUGGUGAUGAGGUUUAUGGGGAUAUCGCUGAAAAGAUUAAGGAGGAACCAAAAAAGUUCGGAACUUUGGCUGAGUACACAGCGGCUCAAGAGAAAGUGUUGGCUCUGAAACCCAACAAUCUGAGUUUUGUGGAAGCUGCUAGCCUUCCUCUGGCCAUUGAGACCGUCUAUGAAGGCUUUGAAAUAGCUCAACUCUCCGCUGGCCAAUCCAUUCUUAUUCUCGGAGGUGCCGGCGGAGUUGGAACCCUGGCUAUUCAGCUUGCGAAGCAUGUUUUUGGAGCAUCCAGAGUGGCAGCUACAGCAAGCACUAAGAAACUAGACCUGUUAAGGAGCUUGGGUGCUGAUUUGGCCAUUGAUUACACUAAGGAGAAGUAUGAGGAGCUUCCUGAGAAAUUCGAUGUCGUUUUUGAUGCAGUUGGGGAAGAUGGACGACCAGUGAAGGCAGUGAAAAGAGGGGGAAAAGUGGUGUCAAUCCAACACCCUGUGGCUCCAGCAGCUGAAUAUUUUAUUCUGACUUCAACUGGAACUAUUUUAGAGAAGCUGAAACCUUACCUGGAGAGUGGCAAAAUAAAGCCAAUUCUCGAUCCCAAAACCCCAUUUCCAUUUUCAAAGACUUUGGAGGCCUUUGCCCACCUUGAAACUAGACGUGCUAUUGGCAAGAUUGUCGUGUAUCCUAUCCCAUGACUUGAUGCUAGCCCUGAAUCCUUUCCUUGAUUGCUAUGUGUAAAUCUUCUUGCUAUGCUUAUUUAAAUAAAGGGGUUUUAAUCUUUUAUAUGUAAAUUAAUAUGUUAAGGUCAAUGUCUCUAAUAAAUGUCUGCUAUAAAACAAUGUGUUAUUUUUUCAA
Ziziphus jujuba (common jujube) is the source of this 1331-nucleotide messenger RNA. RefSeq names its product 2-methylene-furan-3-one reductase. The record is from RefSeq and is a predicted model, not a curated record. Bases 200 to 1171 code for a protein of 323 amino acids. Gene Ontology annotation, molecular function: zinc ion binding; oxidoreductase activity, acting on the CH-CH group of donors, NAD or NADP as acceptor. Lineage: Eukaryota; Viridiplantae; Streptophyta; Magnoliopsida; Rosales; Rhamnaceae. The transcript has 4 exons.